AUGUGGUGGUUAUUUGUGAUUUCGUGUGCUUUAUUCACGUUUGGAAGCGGUGAAGAUGUCUCCCACAUUGAAACGACGACGAAUGCGAUGCUUGCGGAAGGUGAGGAGAAAAUGAGUAACUACAUCCUCCAAGUGUUGGAUCACUUUAAGAAACCAAACCCAGUCGGUAUACCGGGGGCAAAAAUACCUGAACCCUUUUAUGUUCCGGAUAUGAAGCAGUCCAUAUCAAUUGGCACCAUGUACUUCAGAAACACCGCCGUUUAUGGAAUUAGUAAAUUUCGCAUUUUGCACGUCGAAGCUGAAAUAGGAGCUAUGGAGGUGAAUGCAGCUUUGGCCAUCGACACCCUCCAAGCCCGCGGUAACUACACGAUGACUACCUGGCUGAGCAAAGUACAGGGACCCUUUACAGUUGACGUUACAGGAAUAAAAGUAACCGCCAAAGCCACGCUAGGCGUAGAGAGGGACGGCAAAAUUAGAACCCAAGAUAUUAUCAUCGACAUUGGGUUCAGCAAUAUAGCUAUGAACUUCGAAAAUGCAGGAUUUCUAGGGGGAAUGAUACAGGGUGUGGUCAAUUCUUUAGGUACAUUCCUUUUCGACUCUAUCAAACCCUAUAUCCUUAAAGAAGCAUAUACAAAAGCGAGAACAGCUAUAGAUCAAAAACUUGAAGAGUUCGCCGGUGAUAUGCAGUUCCCAAAUUCAAUUUCUCCUCUAGAUAUGGUAAUUGCUGAUGCCAGAAAAAAGGUGAGAGACCUGGACAUGGAUCCUUACCACUUAAAAAAUUACAAUACAACCGUGAGCAUUUUCACUGUUAGUUUAAAUAACACGUGGGUAACAGGGAUAUGCUCUUUCCAUAGAGUUGGUAACAUCACCUUAAUGAUGGAAAACAAUACAGUUAUAGCAGAUUUUGAGAUCGGCACCCAAAAGCUACAGGGCAACACGCUAUGGGAUAUUUCAGCUAUAAACGGACUUUUAUCUAGAGCCGGCAGCGCAUCAUUUUCAGUCGAGUAUAUAAGUGGGAGAAUAAUAUUAGGACAACCGCUAGAUACGCGGAAAAAGCCUGAGUUUCGUGACUUAGAUCUCGAAGUUGGGAAUAUUCAAGUAAGGUUUGAUGGGGCCGGCACUAUUGACUAUGUAGUAGAAUUUGUUGUCAAUAUACUUCCAAAUUUAUUACGAUACCAAAUAAUGGAUGCCUUAGAGACGCCUAUAAAAGAAAAAGUCCAAAUAGAGUUGGAUAAAAUUAACGUGGAAGACAUGAUCAAGCAGGAACUUCCUAAAAUCGAUGAAAUGCAAGAAGGUGGAUUCAAACUAUCAGCUCUUGUCGUGUCGGAGACCAAGGAAGAAACGACGUACGACGAUGAUGAAUUUUUUAACUUUUAA
Messenger RNA from Leptosia nina, 1377 nucleotides. The record is from the annotation of a GenBank genome assembly. NCBI's taxonomy places the organism in Eukaryota, Metazoa, Arthropoda, Insecta, Lepidoptera, Pieridae.